Messenger RNA from Erpetoichthys calabaricus (reedfish), 954 nucleotides. RefSeq names its product olfactory receptor 1496-like. The record is from RefSeq and is a predicted model, not a curated record. Gene Ontology annotation, molecular function: G protein-coupled receptor activity; olfactory receptor activity. The transcript has a single exon. Gene Ontology annotation, biological process: G protein-coupled receptor signaling pathway. Gene Ontology annotation, cellular component: membrane. The coding region runs from base 1 to 954 and encodes 317 amino acids. Lineage: Eukaryota; Metazoa; Chordata; Cladistia; Polypteriformes; Polypteridae.
AUGAGUAACACAACAAUUUCUGUAGAAGAGUUUGUACUUCACUGCGUGAUCAGUUCUGAUCAGAGAAGUUUCACCAUUGUGGCCCUUGUGUUUAUCUACUUGGUGUCACUCAUUGGGAACCUGUUGGUACUUUUUGUCAUCACAACCAACCAGCAACUGCAAACCCCAAUGUACAUCUACAUAAGUGCCUUAGCAGUAAUAGACUUGGUUAACAGCACCAUCGUCAUUCCAAAAAUGUUGGCCGAUCUUCACUUUGAGUCCUCAGCAGUGCCGUAUGGAGCCUGUUUACUGCAGAUGUAUGUCAUACUGAAUUUUGAAGAAAUGGAAUCCAUUCUACUGAUGAUUAUGGCAAUCGAUCGUUAUAUUGCAAUUAUUCAUCCUCUUAGGUACCGAGCAGUUGUUACAAUGAAAGUUGUUUGGAUUGUGGUUUUAUUUCUUCCAGUUUUUACCUUUCUUGUGAACAGUUCAUUUGUUAUUUUUGCAACUGAGCUUUCUUUUUGUCGUUCCAACAUUCUGCAUUAUUGUUUCUGUGAUUAUUUCACUAUGGUUCAGGUUGCUUGUAAUCAUGAUCCUAAAUUUCUCAUUCUCCUUUCUUGCAUAGUUUUUAUCUUAGGUUUGGGACCUUUCUUAUUAAUUAUUUUUUCUUACAUCCGAAUUGGUUUUGCUGCCCUUAAGAUAUCCUCAGUUGAAGGAAAGAGAAAAGUUUACAGCACCUGUCUCACCCACUUACUGGUGGUGGGAUUUUUUUAUUUUCCUUUAUUGACUUCCUAUAUUCUUCCUGGAGCAGGAGUCAAGUUGUCAGUAGAAGUGUAUAAUACGAUGGUCAUAAUUGGAAAUGUCAUCCCACCUAUGAUGAAUCCCAUAAUCUACAGCUUUAGGAAUAAGGAAAUAAAAAGCAGCAUUCACCGAUUCUUCACACGGAAGAGGACUGCUCCAGAUAUUAAUGGCUGCUAG